AUGGUGCGCCCCGGCGGGUUGUGCCGCCCGCUGCUGCUGCUACUGCUGCUGCUGCUGCUGCUGCAGGGCUCCCUCCUCCUGCUGGCCACAGCCCCGCACGGCCGCGCCGCCGCCUGCCCGCUCCGCAGAAAGCAAAAUGAGCUGAACUCCUUCCUGUGGACAAUCAAGAGAGAUCCCCCAUCUUAUUUCUUUGGCACCAUCCAUGUCCCAUACACGCGUGUCUGGGAUUUUAUCCCAGAGAACUCCAAGAAAGCCUUCCAGCAGAGCCACAUUGUGUACUUUGAGCUGGAUCUCACUGACCCCUACACCAUCUCAGCUCUCACCAGCUGCCAACUCCUGCCACAGGGGAAGAACCUCCAAGAUGUGCUGCCCCGAGACCUCUACCGCCGGCUGAAGCGGCAUCUGGAGUAUGUCAAGCUCAUGAUGCCGUCCUGGAUGACCCCAGACCAACGGGGCAAAGGGCUGUAUGCAGACUACCUCUUCAAUGCCAUUGCUGGCAACUGGGAGCAGAAGAGGCCAGUGUGGGUGAUGCUGAUGGUGAACUCCCUGACAGAGGUAGACAUCAAGUCACGAGGCGUGCCUGUCCUGGACCUGUUCCUGGCCCAGGAAGCGGAGCGGCUGAGGAAGCAAACAGGUGCUGUGGAGAAAGUAGAAGAGCAGUGCCACCCGCUCAAUGGGCUGAACUUCUCCCAGGUGGUCUUUGCUUUGAAUCAGACUCUCUUGCAGCAGGAGAGCCUCCGAGCAGGCAGUUUCCAGAUCCCCUAUACGACAGAAGACCUUAUCAAGCAUUACAACUGUGGGGACCUCAGCUCCAUCAUCUUCAACCAUGACACUUCUCAAGUCCCAAAUUUCAUUAAUGCUACACUUCCAGCUCAUGAACGCAUUACUGCCCAAGAAAUAGACAGCUACUUCCGGCAAGAGCUCAUCUACAAACGAAAUGAGCGAAUGGGCAGGAGGGUGAAGGACCUGCUGGAAGAGCACCCAGACAAGAGUUUCUUCUUUGCAUUUGGAGCUGGUCAUUUCAUGGGCAACAACACAGUGAUUGAUGUUUUGAGGAGAGAAGGGUAUGAAGUAGAACACACUCCAGCUGGACAAGCCGUCAACAACCGAAAAUCUCCCAAAACCUUGUUAGCCUUUUCAUCAUCACACAGUCCCUAUGUCAUGUCCCAUGAACUCCCACUGCACCCCCAGAAGGAGGAGGAAGAGGAGGAGGGAGAGUUCCUGCCUCACCUGCUAUUCCCUGACAGCAUUGAUGUGCUCGUGAAAGUGGACAGGAAGUACAAAAAGAAGAAGAAAAAGCAGCAGAAGAAGCAAAAACUGAGACAAUUUAACGACCUCUGGGUUCGCCUUGGAGAAAGUGCUACUGAUCCUCCUCCGCGGAUCCGCAUCAUCAAUGGCUACAUCACGGUCGAGCCCCAGCCCCGGGGCCACAGGCGGUCCAGCCACGCUCGUGCAGACACCAGCAGGGCUCACCAGAUUCCCCAUUCCCUCUGCCUUCCACUGCUGACUUUGACUUUGUGUAAGAUAAUGCUUCAUUGA
Messenger RNA from Agelaius phoeniceus (red-winged blackbird), 1539 nucleotides. It is a transcript of the gene TRABD2A, whose product is annotated as TraB domain containing 2A. The record is from RefSeq and is a predicted model, not a curated record. Lineage: Eukaryota; Metazoa; Chordata; Aves; Passeriformes; Icteridae. Gene Ontology annotation, cellular component: membrane. Gene Ontology annotation, biological process: negative regulation of Wnt signaling pathway. Gene Ontology annotation, molecular function: metalloendopeptidase activity.